Owenia fusiformis is the source of this 2331-nucleotide messenger RNA. The record is from the annotation of a GenBank genome assembly. NCBI's taxonomy places the organism in Eukaryota, Metazoa, Annelida, Polychaeta, Sabellida, Oweniidae.
AUCAAACAAGCCUACAGUGAACCUGAUAGAAGUAAAGGACUACAUUAUGGCUUUGUACAACUGGAAUUGGAACACAAUCGUGAUCCUGUUGGGGAUCCAAGUGUUCCACCUUGAGGUAUGUGUUAGUGGAGUUACAGAUUCACCAUCUGAUAUAAUAGAGUUGGACCUUUCCUUCAAACCUCACCCUAACCUCACUGAGGGAAUGUUCUCUAACUACACAAACUUGAAAAUACUCAGACUCAGUGCCACAGGCAUAUCAGAGAUAGAGGAUGGAUCCUUUUCUGGGUUGCCCUCCCUAGAACGCUUGGAGAUGUACAAGAACCGCCUUACAAUCUUAAAGAAUGCUACUUUUGGGAAUCUCUCAAAUCUCAAGGUACUAUACAUUGCUGAAAAUGCAUUAUCAACUGUAGAGUCUCACACAUUUUCUGGUUUAGAGAGUUUAGAAGAGUUAUACCUGAGAGGGAACUAUCUCACUGUGUUGACAGAUAGCUUAUUCAGUAAUCUUAAUAACUUAGUGAAACUGGACCUGGGCUACAAUGAUAUAUAUAGAAUUGAGGCCAACACCUUCUUUCAAUUACAUGCUUUAGAAACACUCCUCUUGCAAAGGAACAAUUUAACAACAGAAGUUCUGAAAGGGAGACUGUUCAGGAGUUUGAGUAAUCUAAAAGAUCUAAAACUGCAACAGAAUAUGAUAUCAAAUCUUGAAGCUGAAAUGUUUUCUGGUCUUGAUAGCUUGGAAUUUUUAUACCUAGGUGAAAACAAGUUGAAAGUACUGACAAAUGGCUUGUUUGAACACCUAGCAAGUCUUAGUGAUGGCCUUUUUAUCAAUGACAAUGAAAUAAUAGAGAUAGAAACUGGAGCUUUUGCUGGUUUAAAAGCAUUGACGUCUCUUUGGUUGAGAGGGAAUAGGUUAACAAAAUUAAAGAGUGGUACAUUCCAGGAUUUAACGAGCUUGUAUACGCUAAUCCUCGUAAACAAUAACAUAUCUGAGAUAGAAUCAGGGACAUUCGAUGGCUUAGAAUCAUUGCAGAUCUUCUUGGACAACAACAACCUGAAAUCCAUCAGUCGAGAUAUCUUAAAAAACAUUCGAACAUUGUGGUCUUUGGGACUAAAUGGCAAUGGGUUAUCAGAGAUUGUGCCUGGAACUUUUUCUGAUCAUCAAACAUUAUACAACUUAGGUUUAGGUGCAAACAAACUUACACAUUUAAAAAAUGGAAUUUUUGAGAAAUUAACUGAACUUGAUGGUCUUAUAUUAUCAGAUAAUAACCUAACUGAAAUUGAGGCAGACGUCUUUAAGGACCUGACAAGCCUGACCUAUCUUAACAUUAGUAACAGCCAGUUGAAGGAGCUACCACCUGGUAUAUGUGAAUACAUGCCCCAAUUGAGAACAAUUAACUUAACAUUGAAUUACAUCACAGGAAUACCUUCAAACAUCACUGAUGAAUUUGGCAUAACUGAUGCAGCAGCCCUAAAACACUUAAUUUGUUUACCUCCCAAAAUCACAGUAAUACAGGCUAUUGUCCAAAAUGAAACCAUCUUGAUUUUAUGCUCUGCUAUUAACUACCCUGUACCAAGUGUUGUUUGGUCAGUAGGUGGUUUUUCACCCAAUGUGGAACAGACUGAAGGAAGGACAUCCACUAUGAUGACAUCUAUAUAUGUGACAGGGGAUGAAAUAUACGAAUGUAAUGCUACUAACACGUAUGGUUUUGAUUCUGCAACUGUAACUAUCACAGCAAAUGCCGAUCACACUAACAUCACCACAAUCUACUCUAAUGGUACUUCAUGGCAUGACUCAUUCAUCCAUGAACAGGUCGUUUCCUCCACUAUUACAGAAUAUGACACAUCUACAUACAGUAACCCAACAGCCACCAGGGUACUACAUACAAGCCCAACAUUUGACCAGAAAGAGUUCACCACCAAGGGGGAACCAGAAAUAACAGACAUUGGUACAUCAAGAGGCCCCGUAACAGAACUCAAUACUGAUUCAAAAUUCAAUGGACUUAACUCCACAACAACUUCCAUAUUUCAAGGCAAACCUGAAAAACCAGCAGAGAACCACUCUCUUGUGCUGGGUUUAGGUAUUGGGAUCCCAGCUGCUGUAUUGUUUCUGAUUAUACUGCUGUGUAUUAUUCUGACCAAAAAACGAAAUAUCAAGCAAUACAACUUUGAGCUGAACUGAUUAUUGUUCAUAUAAUACAAUACAAUAGGAAUAUGAACCACAGUGAACAAUAAUACAUACAUGGUUCUGAGCCAAUAAUACGCUAGAAAAACAGCAACUCCACGGAGUAGCAAACCCCAUAGAACAAAACAUAUUUUGAUAUUUAAUGGCCA